AUGGCACAAAAAUUGUUGCUCGUUUUAAGCGCUCUGUUGGCCGUGUCCAGCGCUGUGCUGGUGCCCGGUCCUGGCCUGGCAUUGCCCGCUUUGCCCGCAUAUCCUUCGCUCGGAGCGCCCGUCUAUCCGAAGCUGGCGGCGCCCGUUUAUCCCGGCCUGGCCAAGGUGGCCGUUGCCAAGGUGGCCGCACCCGAGCCAUACGAUCCGAAUCCACAGUACAGCUUCAGCUACGAUGUGCAUGAUAGCUCCACGGGCGACGUUAAGAACCAGCAGGAGUCGCGCAGCGGCGAUGUUGUCCAGGGCUCCUACUCGCUGAUCGAGGCCGACGGCACCCGUCGCAUUGUGGAGUAUACCGCGGAUCCUGUGCACGGUUUCAAUGCCGUCGUUCAUCGCGAGGGCGUCGCUGUCAAGGCUGUCGCUCCGGUUGCCAAGGUACUGGCACCGGCUCCGCUGCUGCAUGCUCCGGUUGUGGCCAAGCUGCCAGCCUAUGGCCCAGCUCUGGCACCCGCCUAUCACGCACCAGCCUAUGGCCCAGCUUUGGCUCCGGCUUACCAUGGUCCGGCUUUGGGACCCGCCUACUCGCCUCUGGCCUAUCACUAA
Molecule: messenger RNA, 600 nt
Organism: Drosophila novamexicana
Lineage: Eukaryota; Metazoa; Arthropoda; Insecta; Diptera; Drosophilidae
Gene: Cpr64Aa
Product: larval cuticle protein A2B
Exons: 2
Coding region: 1-600 (199 amino acids)
Cellular component (GO): extracellular matrix
Source: RefSeq, a predicted model, not a curated record